Molecule: messenger RNA, 897 nt
Organism: Dendronephthya gigantea
Lineage: Eukaryota; Metazoa; Cnidaria; Anthozoa; Malacalcyonacea; Nephtheidae
Exons: 2
Coding region: 57-812 (251 amino acids)
Source: RefSeq, a predicted model, not a curated record
AAAAGAUUUUACACGAACUUAAAGACGAAGUUAUUCAUUAUCCAAAGCCAAGAAAGAUGCAAAUCAGACGGUUCAUUGGUCUUGUUUUCAUCCUGUCUUUUUCCUCCGCGGAAUUUGAAAAGGAGAGAAGUAUAAUGACGACCCUUCGCAACAACUUUCGCAACGCAUAUCCAGCCGGGCAACAGUUUGGUGUUCUUUAUCUUCACAAGGGAAGCGUCGCCACAGACCCAGUUGUCAGUUACGAUGUUCAGAACCUGUGUACUGACGUGGAUAAAUCGGGUACGCAGAAAAACGUCAUAAGAAGUACCGCAGCAUCUUGGUCUACAAAUAUCUUUAAUCCAGCUAAUGGUGUCACGAGGUUUGAUCCCCCAAUAUGGCCAACUAUGACUCCACUCCUUGCAGAAGAUUGUAAAAAUCGGCAUCCUAAUGUAGCGACUGCUGGUUAUGAUCAAAGUAUACACAAGCCCGUGAGCAAUGCAGGUCAUUCAGAAUAUUUUCUUCUUACCCUGGCGCUGAAGAAAAUGUUGCAGUCGUACAAACAAAACUCGGAAGGAAACGUCUGUCCUGGAGCGAUAUUCCUAUAUUCAUACAACUCUCCUUGUUAUAGCCUGCCAUACGGGAAGUACGGGUUCAAUUGUAUGAAUUCAAUUGGAUUUGCGAGAAAAGAUACAAUUAAUGUGGAAUGUUCAGGCACAACUGAAGUACCAUUCUAUGUUGGUUACACGAAGAAGUACAAUGGAAAGAAAGAGGACUGGAAGGCCGAGAAAGAAGCGCUGGAAUCGGUAAACGUAGAUGUAAUUCAGGUACCAUAGUGCAUAGUCAGGCGCUCCGACAUUAAAAAAACUUGUUGCAAAAGUAAUUCAUUCGUGAACAGUUGAUUUCUAGUCUAUCCUUCAU